This is a messenger RNA of Larimichthys crocea (large yellow croaker), 2697 nucleotides long. It is a transcript of the gene nol9, whose product is annotated as nucleolar protein 9. Gene Ontology annotation, biological process: cleavage in ITS2 between 5.8S rRNA and LSU-rRNA of tricistronic rRNA transcript (SSU-rRNA, 5.8S rRNA, LSU-rRNA). Lineage: Eukaryota; Metazoa; Chordata; Actinopteri; Sciaenidae. The transcript is spliced from 13 exons. Gene Ontology annotation, molecular function: polynucleotide 5'-hydroxyl-kinase activity. Gene Ontology annotation, cellular component: nucleus. Bases 244 to 2349 code for a protein of 701 amino acids. The record is from RefSeq and is a predicted model, not a curated record.
UCAUAGUCGACCAUCUGGAAGCGGUGGCUCUCACAUGUAACGCUAAGCUAACCAGCUAGCUCUGCUGUUGUGGUGACACCUGUCCGGCUCCGAGGCUUCACCUGAGCUCGUUUAUAAACUGAAUCCAGCUGGUCGGGUCAUUUUAAGCUCUCCUCUGCAGCUCUGUUUCGUUUCUCACAAGCGGGGGGCGCCCCCCCUUUUGUUUUGUUUUUUAAUCCACCCCCACAUGAAUGAUAGUUGAUCAUGAAAGUCAACAAACCCACGCAGACAAAGAGCCGUGCUAGAUCUCAGAAGUGGAAGGAUGUGAGGGGCAAACGGUGCAGGCCUCCCAUCAACUCCUCAGAGCUCAACUCCAGUCCCGUCAUGGCCAGGAUGAUCCAGGAGCACCACGUGUCCGUGAAGAAAAAACCCACCGUCAAGAGACUAAAGAAAAAGGCCAAAUCUAUCUCCGACUCCAAGAAAAACCCUCCCCAGUCUGCAGUGAAGAAAUCCAACGCGCAGGCUAAUGGGAACUCAGCGUUUUCGAUGGACAACGACUCAAAUGACUCGCAGGAGUGGAAGGAGUAUUCCCAGUUUGUCCACGGGAACGGCGUGGACACCUCAGGUGACCUGGAAGAUGUAAAGCCAGGUAGGCUGGAGGGAGAGUCUCUCCAUCACUGCACAGGGAGGAAUGAUCAACAAAACCACGCGGUGCUCGUCAUGCAGAAGGAUCAGACGCUGUGUUUCCGUGGAAAGUGCUUUUUAACCUGUCUGUAUGGGCGGGUAGAAGUGAUGGGGUUCACCAUUGAAGAAGGCCAGGAGUCAUAUCCACUCUUCUCUCCAGCCUCACACUGUCCUCUGACCAUCAGAGCGCUGCAAAGCUCUGAUCAGACCAGAGAUGACCGGUCGGAGGUGUUACCCAUCCUCCGAAAGUACCUGCCAUCAGCGUCACGGAAGAGGUUGCUAAAAAGAAUCAUGUCAAACUCCUCCGUCAUCCUUCUGGAGCCCAUGGAGACGCCUCUGACACGGUUUCUGACCAGCUUCACAGAUCUCAGUGAAUUGUUCAGCCCCCCGAUGAGUGAACUCAUGUCAGCUGUUCUUGACACGCCGCUCAAUGGUUUGGGAAUGAUUCCCCUCGUCAGCAACAUCGAGGGCCUGAACAUGUCAAAGAGCUACAGAGAAGCUCUCAACACGGUGGUCAGCGCCUGCAGAGGUGACAUGGAUGGUUGUGCGGUUAUUUUGGUAUGUGGUACCAAGAAUGUUGGCAAGUCGACAUUUAUCCGCAUCCUCAUCAAUACCUUACUAAAUCACACAACAAGUGUAGAUUAUUUGGAAGGUGACCUCGGUCAGACGGAGUUCACUCCUGCUGGUUGCCUUUCUUUGUCGACGGUCAGAGAACCACUUCUGGGGCCUCCUUUCACACAUCAGUGCACACCGGAGCACAUGAUCUACUACGGCCAGUCGUCAUGCGAGUCGGACUUAGACCGCUACCUGGAAUCCCUUAAGUCCUUGUGGCGUAGACGCUCCCAGAGCAGAGAGGCUCCCGUCAUUAUCAACACCAUGGGCUGGGUCAAAGGGUUUGGAUUUCAGCUUCUAGUGGACAUGAUCCGCUUCUUCCCACUCUCGCACGUCGUCCAACUCGGACACGGCGGCACCACCCAGUGUGCCGCCCUCUCGCCAGAGUUUCUGAGGACGGCACACGGGCACCAGACGCACCCGCCUGCCCAGACCGCCAUGGAUGAGUUCACAGAGAGCCACAGUCCCCCCAGAAGUUACACUCAUCUCAUCGUACAAGCAGAGUUUCAAGGAGUGGGUCGCCAGGGGACAGCGAAACAUCAGCGCACUAAUGAGCACAGAGAGCUGUCAUUGCUAGCCUACCUGAGUCAGCUGCAGUCUCCUGACCCUGGACCAGUUAGACCUCUGCACAGCCUCACCCCGUACCAGGUGCCACACACAGCCGUGGCGUUGGGUGUGAUCCAUUGCGAGGUCGUGCCCAGUCACAUGUUUUAUGCCGCCAACGCCAGUCUGGUGGGACUCUGCUGCCUGGGAGAGAAAGUAACAAGCAGAGGGGGCCCUGUCAUGCUGUCGCAGGCACCCAUCUGCCCAUGUGUGGGCUUCGGUGUGCUUCGAGGUGUUGACAUGGCACGAGGGCUGUACUUUCUGCUGACGCCUGUCGAUCCCUCCAUCCUCCGCAAGGUCAACUGUCUCCUCUUGGGUGCGAUAUCGCUGCCUUCCUGCAUCCUCACAACGCAGUCUGGCUUUGAAGGAGAGAAGCCCUACGUCACCACGGACUACAGUUUCGACGUCACCGGUGCAGGAAAGCUGCGAGUCUUCAAGGGAAUGACGAGGCCCAGUCAAAUGGGGAUGUGAUGACAUUUGCUGCACAGCAUCGGUUUAUUGCCCUUUACUCUUUUGGACCGGUCAGCAUUGGCCUUUUGAAUGUACAAACCUGAGGUUGAGCCGGGCAGUUUUGUAUGUCGGAGCAGUCGGUAUCAGAGACUCUGCAGGUGGGAGACGGCUGCAUUCCUGUUUACUGGACCCUGGGUGUUCUCACCAUAUCUUCCAACCUCCUACUGUACGUACAUUUGAUGGUGCUGUGAAGGAAUUUAUUUUCUCGUCACGGACAAUAAUAUCACACUUUGUAGUUUGAGCUCUUGUCAUGGUGUCUCUUCUUUGUAGGUGGCAUUCCAAAGCUGCGAAUGAACUAAAAAAAAAAAC